AUGCGCUUCGUUGUGCUCUUCCUCCUCGCGACCCUAGCGGCUGCAGAUCUUGCUUGGUGGUCUUUCGAUGCUUGGGAUGGACUGAGUUGUGGAAACGCACCUCAAAAUGGCCAGGUGUUUUUCACCACGCAGGGAAUGGGCGAUCAAUUAUGUAUCGACUUUGGCACUGGUCAGAUGGCCUACUCCUACGCUUCCUCUUAUAGCGAAGAGAAUGUGGAGGUACGGGGUUAUCUUCACGAACACUGUGAAGGAUCAAGCAAGGUUCUGCAGAACAACACCUGCACCAAUCCAGACAUCGAAAUCCCCUACAUUCGCUCCUGGAGUAUUUACAGUACCGAUGAAUAG
Molecule: messenger RNA, 345 nt
Organism: Penicillium manginii
Lineage: Eukaryota; Fungi; Ascomycota; Eurotiomycetes; Eurotiales; Aspergillaceae
Exons: 1
Coding region: 1-345 (114 amino acids)
Source: RefSeq, a predicted model, not a curated record